Molecule: messenger RNA, 1329 nt
Organism: Apiotrichum porosum
Lineage: Eukaryota; Fungi; Basidiomycota; Tremellomycetes; Trichosporonales; Trichosporonaceae
Exons: 5
Coding region: 1-1329 (442 amino acids)
Biological process (GO): lipid metabolic process
Molecular function (GO): oxidoreductase activity
Source: RefSeq, a predicted model, not a curated record
AUGUCGUCUCUCCGUCAACGCGAGGUCAAGUCCAACGCGGCCACCAAGCUCAAGGUCGACCUCGAUGAGGUCCCCGAGUCGGCCAAGUUCGUGGUCCCCAGCUUCACGAACAAGCAGCUCUUGGACGCCAUCCCGGCCCACUGCUUUGAGCGCUCGGCCCUCCGUUCGACCUACUACCUCGUCCAGGACCUUGCCGCUGUCGCCGUCCUCGUGUACUGCGCUACCCGCAUCGAGGACGUCCUUGCCUGGGCCGACCUCCCCGAGACCCAGACCAAGGUGGCCCGUGUCACUCUCUGGUUCCUCUACACUCUGUGGACUGGUUUCUGGGGUACUGGUCUCUGGGUUGUUGGCCACGAGUGCGGUCACCAGGCCUACUCGUCGUCCAAGACCAUCAACAACACCAUCGGCUGGGUCGUCCACUCGUGCCUCCUCGUUCCCUACCACGCCUGGCGCAUCUCGCACUCGCGUCACCACGCCGCGACCGGUUCGCUCACCCGCGACGAAGUCUUCGUUCCCCGUAACCGCAAGGAGCGGAACCUCCCUGCCGCCAAGGACGAUGCCGAGAUUGCCGGUCUCAACGUUUCCGAGGAGUCCCAGUCCGCCCUCGCCGAGGCUCUCGACCACGUCCCCCUGGCCAUCUUCUGGGUCGCCAUGUACCAGCUCGCCGGCUUCCCCCUCUACCUCAUCAUGAACGCCGCCGGCCAGAAGAACCGCUACCCCGGCUGGGUCAACCACUUUACCCCUUCGUCGCACAUCUUCCGCUCCACCCACAAGUGGCAGAUCCUCUGGUCGGACCUCGGCAUUAUCCUCGUCCUCUCCGCCUGCGCUUACUGGUCGUACGCUCGCUCGUUCACCGAGAUGAUGCUCUACUACGGCAUCCCCUACCUCUGGGUCAACAACUGGAUUGUGCUUAUUACCUACCUGCAGCACACCGACCCCACCAUCCCCCACUACACGGACAAGCUCUGGACCUUCCCCCGCGGCGCCCUCUGCACCAUUGACCGUACCUUCCUUGGCCCCAUCGGCACCUACCUCGUCCACGGCCUGUGCGAGACCCACGUCUCGCACCACAUCUGCUCCAAGAUCCCCCACUACCACGCCUGGGAGGCCACUGCGGCGCUCAAGACGUUCCUCGGCCAGCACUACCAGCGCUCCGAGGAGAACAUGCUCGUCUCGCUCUGGAAGUCGCACCGCCAGUGCGUCUUCAUCGAGGAGGAGGCCGACGUCGCGUUCUACAAGAACUACCGCGGCCAGGCCGUCAGGGUCGGCGUCAUGUCCGAGCAGGACUCGGGUGUCGACUCGACCCUCUCGGAGGCGUCGUCCAGCUAG